UUAAAAAUAUAGAUGUUAAAUGGGAUUUAGAUUAUUUACAAAUACGUAAUUAUUUUUAUUAAUCAAUAAGUAACGUGUAGUAAUAUCAAAUCAUAAAAAGAAAUAUUGUUUAAGAUAUUUUCGAUAUUUCAUUAAAUAAUCUAAUCUCGUUUCUCAUUACAAUUUUAAUUCAUGAAAUGUUUCAAUUUUAUUUACGAUCAAUUCGAUAGUAAUGAAAAGAAUGUCAGGGAAAUAAAGAAUUUCUUUUCGCGAUAAAACUCGCCGGUUAGUGCACUCAACGCAUCGAAGUGAAUGCGAGAGUAGGAGUAGCAAGUAACCUUUUGGCAUCCCCGAUGAUCAACGUACGUUGGUCGAGAGUAUAAAUGAAGGACAAUGACCUAAUUGCGUGCAGAAGGCGCAGUGCUUCUUCGACGGCCAAUAACCAAGGCCGCGAGAAAGAUUUUUAAGAGCCGGUUUCCGGUUUUCCGUGUUCGAAUCGCGAGAGAAAAGCCGGUUUUUAUAUUUCUGUGUGUCACAUCAUUAUCGAUCAUUUACCUGCUGAUCGAUAGAAUCGAGGAUUCUAUUUUUUUUUUUCGAUCAUGAAGGUAAGUCCCCUUUUAACAUUAAUUACACAAAUUUACUUCCUUCUAUAAGCUUUUGUUUUUUUUUUGUUUUUUUUUUGUUUUUUUUUUUUUUUUUUUUAAUAUCACUUGCAAUAACGAUUAAUUAACGAGACAAUUAAAAAAAAUUUUUUUCCUCAAGAUCCUCAACAUUUUUUACCGGGACUUUUAAUUGACACAAUGUCUAAAUUAUUAACUCAUACUCGUCGUAUUAUUUUUACAAAUCCACGUCUACCCUUUAUCUUUAAAUUAAAUAUAAUCUAAUAAUUAAUACUGCAAUGAUUGUUCGCGAUUUCUAUUUCAACUCUCGUUUCGAUCUUUAAAAUAAAGAAUCGUGUCAAAAAGCUGUUUACGUUUUACGAUGAUUUCGAUAAACGAAAUAUUGCAAGGUUUUUUUUAUAAAUAAAAUGAAAUAACAUGAAAUGUUUAUGAUUAUUAAAUAAUAAAUAGCGAAUAGGAGAAGUAAACUAACGAUCGAUCGAACGAUAUAAACGAACAAUUCGAAGGAAUUUUGAUUAUCAAAGUCAUUAUAAAGCAACAGGUGUGAAAAUUUCUAACAUGUUUACGAGCAUUCAAACAGAUUCUAUAAAUACAUACAUACAUAUGUAUACAUAAGCACACAUACGAUAAUUUUCAUGGUUCGUCGUAUUUUCUUCACUACUCUCUCUCUCUCUCUCUCCCUCUCUCUCUCUUUUUCUUUCUCUUUCUCUCUUACCCCCCCGCUCCCGGCCUGCUUAUCCUCGCUUUUCCUCGCACCGAUGUGGGACAAUGUCCCACUUCGAUUCGUCGACUCACCACGAAGUUUCUGCUUCUUCUCUCUUCAUUCACUAAUACUUCACAUACAUAGACAUACAUAUGUGUAAUACAAAUACAUAUGUGUUCGUACCUAAAUACAUAAAUAUAAUAAUCUAAACAUAUAUAUAUAUACACAUAGAUAAAGAGCACAGACAUAUAUUAUUUAUAUGUUGGCAAAAAGGAAAUGAGAAGCACGUGCCAAUAUGAAGUACCGUAACGUUCACGGUAUCAUCCUAACAAACUUGGAUUUCCGGUUAUGAACGCUCGAAUUCGUCUCACGUAUCGCUUAUAUCCUAAAUAAAAUGAGUAUAGGAGUUUAGAAUGUCUGAAAACAAAAUUCCGAUUAUCGAAUGCACAUUAACGACGUUAAGCUGUUAAAUUUUUAAGGUGAUCGGUUGGACAUGUUGGCUCUUGGCCAUGUGUAUCUGUUUCUCCGAGGCAAGGAAUAAAUUAAGAAGACCGCCUCUAGCCCCUUUGCCUCAUGCACCACCGAUAUUCAAGAAAUCAUGGCCUAUUGGGCCUAGAAUUUCAAUGGGAAACACGAUACACAUUGGUGGAAAUUUUCCUCAUAAAAGAAUAUCUUAUAAACCUCCAAAUUAUAGGAUUAGACGACCUCCGACGUUCAAUAUUCUUCCUACUACCUGGAAAACUCAAAUGCCAGUUCUCGGGAUUUUGAACAAUCAUGCUGUACUUCCGCAACGUCCACCAGUCAAAGAAUUUCAUACGAUGAAUCAAGUUCCAGAAUAUAGUCCGGAAUAUAGACCUGAACCAAUGAUAUUGCCACCGACUCAUCGAGGUAACCUCGACGACGAUAAGGGUCCUAUUCAUACGAUACCUGCACCUAAUCUGAGCCCAGCCGAUAAGCCUUACAAUUCUGAUGCUAACUCUGGACAAAAGACCAUUUCUCAGCAUCAAUAUAGUAACGAUCUCAAUUAUAAUCUCAAUCUACAAGGUAAUACAUUGGCAAAUGAUUUUGGAUUAGCGACUAUUGGCACCAGCUUGGCACCUCAACGAACUGUAACUAGUCCAACGCCUAUUCAACAUCAAUAUGAAGUGACAGAGGACAAUGAUCUAGCUCAAAAGGAAUAUCAUACAGUCCAACCAACAUUUUUCACUCCGGAAUUCGAUGUAACCAGGCUGGCUACGGUAGUCAAUCCCGAUCUACAAACCAACGAAGUUUUCCUCAAUCAUCCACCCAUAACCAACACGGGCCUAGCGAAUAUUCAGUUCGGUCAAACCGACACACCAAUGCAAACAAACUUGCGCAGUUCUCUUCACGUUGGCUUCCCUGGUACCGCCACUCAAGCAGCCAAUACGAUUGGCAAUCAAAUUCCUGAUUUACACGUUGGACAUCCGGCACCAGCUGGACCACCUUUAUCCGCUACUCAACUUUACGAACUCUUGAACAGCUUCCCAAAUAAACUUACAGAACAAUAUACAGCAGGUCAGCAACCUCAGUUACAACAACAUUUACUACAACAACAACUUGGCCAACUUCUCCAGCCCAACGGAGUCACGAGUUUCUCUCAACCACAGAUGCAUUCCUUUAACUACGAUGAGCAAGACAAUCAGCAACAGCAGCAGCAGCAGCAACAACAACAGCAGCAGCAGCAACAACAACAACAGCAUCAACAAUUGCAACACGAACAACAACAGAUAUUAUUAGAUCAAAAUUUCGGUACUGGUAGAGUCACUGCGGAUUACAAUUUGGAGGCAGAACCUUCGAAUAUACAACAGACUGAUAUACAGUCUGACGAGGAAUUAAGCUAUACUGCUGAAGUACCGAUUGAACAAACAGAAAAUAAUAUUGAUUAUGAGGAAACGAAUAAUCGGGCUGGACAAUCCACGUAUUUCAACAAAGUUACCAAUAACGGAGGAUUAUCUACACAAUUUUACACAUCUUUGCCUAAUCGCGAAGCUGCAGAGAAAUUAGCUGCAUUAGCUGCUGCUGGAAAUGUAAAUAGUCAGUUGAUUGGACAUCUACGAAAGCAGCAACUGGAGAGACAACAGCAAAGCGAAGUUAUGCCGCCCAAUCACAAGGACGAGAGUUAUCAAGAUACUCAAGAGCAACAAGAGCAACAACAACAACAACAAUAUGAAUCACAGUAUGAGCAGCAACAGCAAUAUCAUCAGCAACGUAUUCAUCAUGAACAGGCUGAAAAUGAAAGACGUGAUAAACAACGUUUUCUACAACAACAACAACAUCGACGAAGGUUAAACCAACAAAAUCUUAAUCAAGAAAAACGACCCUUACGAAUAAUGGUGCCCGAUGACGAAGAAUACGUGAACGAUUCUGAUUCACAGAAUGAAGAGAAAAUAGAGUAUGAAUACGAGAUUGACGAAGGUGACACGAAGGAUUCUCGAACUACCACCUCGUCGAACGAACGACUUUAUGAACAAAAUUCAAAAUAUGAAUUUGGUACACGACUCAGAUCUAAGACUGGAAAAUGAAAAUAUUUAUUAAUAUAAUAUUUGUAUAUGAUGAUUAUUUAUCGACAAAUUUUAGGAUACUGUUAACAGGUGAUUUCCAUGCUCGAAAUGAUUAUGCGAAAGGAGCGAUCGAUUCCGAUAGCUUUUGAAUCAUUCUUCAAUAGACAUCAUUCAAAAGCGAUCGUACGAAUCGUCUAUUAAUUUAUUUGAUAUUUAUUUAUUGUAUUUAGGCUAUUUGUUAACUUAUUUAUUUCUAUUUGCAAGGAAAUAGAAUAUUUCCAUUGUCCUACAUAAUUUUAAUCUUUUAUUUUGAACAUCCCGCAAUUGAAAGGUAAACAUUAUACUCGUAUGUACAUAUUUAUCAACUUGAUGAAAUAUUAGUAUAAUACAGGAGUCAGCAGUUUUUUCCCUUUUUAAAAAGAAAAAGAAAGAUUAAAGAAACGUUGUUGGACAAGGCCAUUUCCAUUGGCUUCUUUAGCCGGGUUAAUCACUUUCAUUUUAGAAAAAAUUUUUUUUUCAAUCAAUAAAACAAACACAAAAAAAAAAAAAAAAAA
Vespa crabro (European hornet) is the source of this 4378-nucleotide messenger RNA. RefSeq names its product putative mediator of RNA polymerase II transcription subunit 26. Bases 1812 to 3845 code for a protein of 677 amino acids. The record is from RefSeq and is a predicted model, not a curated record. Lineage: Eukaryota; Metazoa; Arthropoda; Insecta; Hymenoptera; Vespidae. The transcript has 5 exons.